Messenger RNA from Daphnia magna, 4140 nucleotides. RefSeq names its product splicing factor 3B subunit 1-like. Lineage: Eukaryota; Metazoa; Arthropoda; Branchiopoda; Diplostraca; Daphniidae. Gene Ontology annotation, cellular component: catalytic step 2 spliceosome; U2-type prespliceosome; U2 snRNP. The transcript has 10 exons. Bases 2797 to 3948 code for a protein of 383 amino acids. The record is from RefSeq and is a predicted model, not a curated record. Gene Ontology annotation, molecular function: mRNA binding. Gene Ontology annotation, biological process: spliceosomal complex assembly.
UUACGUUAGAACUAAUUCUGGAAAGAAUCUUAUAGAUUACUAAUUACGGAUAAAAAUGUUCUGUUAACGUUUUCAUUCCAUAGCAUUCCAUUUUUCGGAAUUAUUAAAUUAUUUAAAAAUUGAAAAAAGAAAUAAACGGCAGCCAUAAUUUCAACUUGGUAAAAUAAAAACAAAGCAGACGACUGCGGAUAUUGAUAUGUCUUUCCAAGUUUCCAGCAUGCUUUACAGAAAUUGCAGCUCAAGUUCAGGAAAUCCAGUCAAGGAGCAAGAAAUCUACGGUGAAGUUCAAAGUCGAUUUGAUGGAUAUGUAACUUCAAUUGCCACAACUGAUGAAGUUGAAGGAGAAGAUUAUGAUGGAGCAGUUGCCAUUGGAGGCAGGCAAACUUUCACAGCACCAGCUGCGAUUCUCAAUAAUGUGGCAGGAGAAGACUUUGACCCAUUUGCUGAACAUCGGAGAUCAACUAUUGCUGAUAGAGAAGAUGAAUACAGAGCAAUGCGUUGGAAGUUGAUUAUUUCCCCAGAACGUGUUGAUUCAUUUGCUGAAGGUAAAUUUAAUAUUUGUUAUUCAUUUUGUAUAAUUGUGUGUUGUAAUGCAAUAGUGGAACACAUUAUUCAAUUUAAUCUUAUUUUAAAAUUAAGAACAUCUGUGAUUGUGAAGUAAAAUCUUUUUGUUUAUCUAUAUUCUCAAUCGUGACCAAAUGGCAAAUUAAAAGAGUGCCAUAGCAACCAGUUAAGUUAAAAGCUCUUGGAGGUGAGUAAUCUAAGGCUCUCAAAGGGGAAUUGUUACAAGAAACUAUUAAGCAUACUAGAAGCCAAUAUUAACCUAGAACAAGCUACUUAAUUAUAGGUGGAUUAUUCACUUGUGGGCCAGGAGCUGAUCUGCUCAAAUUCCCCUCCCGCGAAGAAACCGUUGAAGAGUUGUUUCUACUUUCCGUCGCUCACAGGGAGUUUUGGACGUUGGAUCUCUCACUUACGCUCACAUUAUUCGUGAAAAACAGUUGCGCGCCGAAGAGCAAGAGGUCCGCCGUAAGCUUACCGACAAAGGAUGGUACAUUAAAAGCUGUAUCAGUACCAUCAAACGGUGAAUCCAGAAGACCCCCAAUAUUUCGACAAGCUAUUGAUUGAUGUUGAUAAAGAUUCAUUGAGCCCAGAAGAGUUAAAGGAACGAAAAAUCAUGACUCUUUUACUUAAAAUCAAGAACGGUACCCCACCUAUGCGUAAAUCUGCAUUGAGACAAAUCACGGAUAAGGCUAGAGAAUUCGGAGCCAUUACUAGACAAAUCUACUCCGUUUGAAGGUUAUCUGCCGAUAGCAAAAGUAGAUAUGAUUCACGGCACGGAAUCAUGUUGGCCAGUGUUAAAGUAAUCAGCGCUCUUUGUUGUGUGGGCAAAUACCGUUCAUUGACUGUUGGCUUGGUAACUGAUGAACUUAGUAACUUAAGCUAUCGUAUCCACUACUAUAUUUCCAUUUACUUGAAGUUUGUUUUUAAAUAUAAUGUUUUUCAUGUUAAGUUUUUUUGUUAAAAAGAGUAGACCUUUUUUCUAAGAAAGUUCCUGUUGACUUUCCGGUGGCUGUACAUGACAUGUCGGUAGAUGAUAGUUGAAGCCUCUCAGAAUUCUCUCCGAGUAAACAAGCGCCAUGGGAUUGUUACAAGGGUUGCGUCUGGAAUGACCUUGGAUUGCUUUGCUUUGACGUCUUAUAUAAGAAGACAAAAUUGAGAACUACGACAGUUGUGUUUCAUCUUUUGCCAAGAAUGGAGUGUCUCGUGUGUAAGAUAGCGUUUAAAAAGGGAGAUCAGAAAAUUAAGUGCAAUCAGUGCGAGAAAUCGGUUCACUGACGCUGUUUUGCAUCUAUUGACAAGGAUUGCUACAAGAUCGCAAAGCGGGACAAUUUGUUUACAUGUUUUGCUUGUGAACUGGAGAGUAUUCCCUCAGCCGCCGUUGAAGCUAAUUCUAUUCCGCUCCAGCAAUCAAAACGGAACAGAAAACCGAACCCUCGUUACGACCAAAGUUCUCCGAAAAGGCGAAAUGCAGCAGUUAUUCCUUUCUCGGAUUCAGUUACCGCUUCAACUUCUUCAACUACAAACAUAAUUGUCAAUGAAACAUUUACUAUUCAUAGCUCCUCUAACCACUCAGUCGUCCUUGAAGAAGUUGUCCCUCCAAUGCCGUCAAUAAAUAUGGACUUUUCAGAUAUUCCACAGGAAUUACUUGACAUGGCAGUUGCCAAUAUGUCUCUGAAUGACUCUGCAAUUAAUCCUUUUGAUUUUUCUUUUUCUAGAUUAGACACUUCACUUCACCCACCAAGCCCAGUUAGACCAGAAGAUAAUUCCACAGCUAGCAGAUCAUCCUUUGAAUCAGAGAAUGGAGAUACUGUUCAUUCGCCUCGUCACGUUACUCCGGUCCCCAUCAGAGAGAAAAGCCUGAUUUACGAGGAGCCAAUCACACCAGCAAUCCGGGUGAAACACUUUUAUAUUGAAUUUGGGGCUUCGAUAAGGGGAAAGGAUCAGUUGUUGGAUGGAAUAGGUAAUCGAUAUGGGAGAAAAAGCGAGAAACCCACUAAAAGUGGAGUAGUCACUUGGCUAUGUACGAGGCGUGGUUUAAAAGGUAAGCAAUCCUGUGCAGUGUUUGUAAAGCAAAAGGGAGAAGAAUUUAAGGAAGGUGAAAAGGGUCAUAGUCAUCUUCCCGAUCCCUCUCUGAUUUUGAAAGUUCCCUUAGUAAAAAAAGUUAAAGAAAAUGCACUCUCCAAAAAAUUUUAAUCUGCUAAAGCUAUUGCUGAAGAAGCACUUGUCCCAGCUGCUAUGCAGCAUCCAGAUUUAGAUCUACCGCACCCAGAUAAUUUAGCUAAGGCUGGCAAUUACAUCGGACAAAAGGACUGGCCUCUACAUCCAACCACCCUCCAAUUUGAAUUGCAACACCAUGCUCUGCCGAAGGAUUUUUUUGUUGGUGACAUCACUGUAGGGGAUAGACGGCACAUUUUGUUCGCCAGUAAAGAGCAGCUAAGGGAUCUGCAAAAUAUGCGUAGAUGGUAUGUUGACGGGACUUUUCAUGUGGCUAAACUUCCAUUUAGCCAGUUGUUCACCAUCCAUGGGUUUGUCACGAAGAAUGGAAAGUCAAAACAGAUUCCAUUGCUCUAUGUGUUGAUGUCCGGUCGCGAGCUAAGCGAUUAUGUCGCGGUCCUUGAAAAAUUAAAAUCCCUUUUUGAUCCCGAGUACGAACCUUGCUUAGAAGAAGUGGUCUUGGAUUUCGAAACAGCGACCAAAAGAGCAUUUGAAGAUGUUUUCCCUGAUACGAAGAUUUUUGGUUGCAAUUUUCAUUGGACGCAAAGUGUGUAUCGUAAUUUUAAAAGACUUGGAUUUUCAGUAGCUUACAGGACAGAUUCAAAAAUCAAAGAGUUAGUGCGGGAAACAUUAGCUUUGCCAUUCGUUCCAUAUCAAGAAAUUCAAGGUUGUUUAAAAAAACUGAAGGAUCGAUCAGUCCAAUUAGUUGAUGAUUUGAUUGCAUUAAACGAAGAAAGAACCGACGAUAAUCUUCCACCAUUACCUAUUACAGAUCUGAGAACGUUCUUUGACUAUGUCGAGAAACAGUGGAUUACGAGUCGUGUUUGGUCUCCAGAUACUUGGAGCGUCUUUUUUCAAGAAGUGCGGACGAAUAAUGAUGCCGAAGGGUGGCAUUACCGGAUAAACAUGCAUGCUCCUAAGAAGGGCGAUUUGAACCUAUAUCAUCUCAUUGAACUUCUCUAUAAAGAAACUCAGAUGAAUUUGAUUAAUAAAAGAUUGUUGUUACAGGGUCAAGACGUCAGGAGUCAGAACAAAGUGUAUAUGAGGACCAACGAGAGGAUUAAAGAUAUUUGGGAGAAAUAUCAACACACCAAGGAAUAUACCGUAGAUGAGCUUCUGAAGUACUGCUCCAAGACUUAUCGCAUGCCCUGUAAAUAUGACCAAACUGAUUAAGAAAGCUUUCUUCGUUAUCUGCAGCACUGGAAGCAUCUCGUCUUUACUUGAUAGAUGAGUUCAACUGCUUUUCUUGAAAACGAAUUGAGAAUCUAUACAAUCGUCAGUCAAGUCGUAUAAAUGUUCCAAUAGUGUAUUUUGAUUUUUAAAUUCAGCUGCUUCUUGCCAAAAUACAGAUAUAACUACAAUAAA